Molecule: messenger RNA, 2819 nt
Organism: Pungitius pungitius (ninespine stickleback)
Lineage: Eukaryota; Metazoa; Chordata; Actinopteri; Perciformes; Gasterosteidae
Exons: 3
Coding region: 570-1736 (388 amino acids)
Source: RefSeq, a predicted model, not a curated record
UAGGAAGAGCCGGCCCUGCAUGUACAUAUAUUGAACAUUUUCCCACUUGGUCCUUAAUGCAAUUUAUUUAAUGAUAUUUAUGGUCUGCUGCAGUGUUAAUAACUAUUUAAGCUGUGUUCACAACAUAGCAUGAUAAACAACUAAAAUGUUGGCCAGAACGAAAAGAACGUGGAUAAUACCGGAAUAAAUAAAAAUCGAUAUAUAUUUAAUAAAAACGUGAGCACGUACAAAUACGCACGCACGCGCGCCAUAAAUUGCCAUGGCAACCGAACGAUGACCCGACCGAGGGUAUUUAAGGUCAGCGGACUUCCUGAACGUUCCUUUUGCACUUUGACUUGAACACGAACUUUAAACCUCUUGUGAAAGCAAACUGCUGAGAACGAAAUCUUUGAGUUUUUGACUGCUGGACGGAAUCUACUGGAUACGAAUAUUGUUGGAGAAGUGAACGACUACAUAACAUCUUUUGUGGAGCACAGACGAGGCUGAAACAGGCCCUCAGGAGCGGCGGAGCAUCGAGGACGACCACCUGCUGAAGGAAGUUGGCUGUGAUUGGAACCUUCGGUGUUCAAAUGGCCCGACGGUGCAGCUACACCAGCGUCCAGAUCCCGGACCUUAACCGGCCCGGGAUCCUGCGGACCAUCCUCAGGAUCAGAGGACCGUCCUCCCUGAUCGGCACCUCACCUGGGCCGUCUCCUCCCUCCUCUGGUACCUUCUCCUUUCCCUCUUCUUCAAGCUCCUCCUCUAAUUCUUCUGGCUCCUCUUCUAGUUCUUCUAGCUCCUCCUCUAAUUCUUCUGGCUCCUUUUCUCGUUCUUCUAGCUCCUCCUCUAGUUCUUCUUCUAGCUCCUCUUCUAGUUCUUCUAGCUCCUCCUCUAAUUCUCCUGGCUCCUCUUCUCGUUCUUCUAGCUCCUCCUCUAGUUCUUCUUCUAGCUCCUCUUCUAGUUCUUCUAGCUCCUCCUCUAAUUCUCCUGGCUCCUCUUCUCGUUCUUCUAGCUCCUCCUCUAGUUCUUCUUCUAGCUCCUCUUCUAGUUCUCCUAGCUCCUCCUCUAAUUCUUCUGGCUCCUCUUCUCGUUCUUCUAGCUCCUCCUUUAAUUCUUCUGGCUCCUCUUCUAGUUCUUCUAGCUCCUCCUCUAGUUCUUCUUCUAGCUCCUCUUCUAGUUCUUCUUCUCGCUCCUCCUCUAAAUCUUUCCGUAGCAUCCCCUCAAUUUCCACCCAUGGACAAGGUAAGUCUUUAAAGGUAAGUCCCCAUGAACCAUUAUCUAAAAGGAGCUGUGCUAGAGUGGAGUGCGUAUACGAGUUAAACAGCCGGUGGUUUAAAAGAGCCACUGGUACUCCAGACAUUAAACCUUUGCUUAAGCCUCCUCAGGGACCCGGGGAACCAUCGCAGGUAAGUCCCCCUGAGCCUCCUCAGGGACCCGGGGAACCAUCGCAGGUAAGCCCCCCUGAGCCUCCUCAGGGACCCGGGGAACCAUCGCAGGUAAGUCCCCCUAAGCCUCCUCAGGGAUCAGGGGAAGCAUCGCAGGUAAGUCCUGGUGAGUAUCGUCCGUUAUGGGACCAGCCUGAGCCAGAUUGGGUGGUAGAUAUGAGGGUUUAUCUAGAGUGGAGAGACCAGUUUGACAGCUGGUGGUGCAAUAGACGCACUGAUGCUCCAGGUAAUGUUAGGAACCAUAAUCCAAAUAAGAAUGUUUAUUCGUUUGAAAAGAAUUUAUCCGAGUUUGAAAUUACUUACAUGGAGUAAAAUGAUUUACAUGUUUACAUUCAUUUUUAAGUUUCAUCAUGCUGUAUUUUUUGUAUUAAGUUGUAUUUAUUUGUAUGUUUUUAUUUUAUAGUAUUUCAGUAAUAAUACACUUUCAAUCCUGGAAGACAGCUCCAGAAACCUGCUCAACCUCCAGCUUGGUCCAGAUCCAGGCCUGACACCUCCAUCCUUCAGUCUUCAAGAAGUCUGCAGUCUUCCUGAACCGCCAUCUCUGGUCCGUGCCGUUGACCUGAAACUCACCUCCACUUGGCUUAACAUCUACAAUCUUCCGCUCCUGGCCUGAGCCUUCACCCGACACCUCCAUCCUUCAGUCUUCAAGCAGUCUGCAGUCUUCCUGGACCGCCAUCUCUGGUCCGUGCCGUUGACCUGAAAGCCACCGCCAAGAGAUCGUCCCUUCUACGACCGUCGGUCAACCUGCUGGACUUCGCCUCACCACACUUCGGCCCCCUGACACGCCCGCAUCUCUCGUGGGUCAAGGAUUCUGUGAAGGGCCCACUCCUGGAACCAGAAAGUCGUAGACUACUGGUGUUUUUCCGUUUUGUGGUUUUUGGUAUCUGACUCAACAAAAUAAACCUUUUUGUUUUACCCCAUCUGAUCUGGUCUGCGUCUGGGUCCUGUCCGAGGUAACCGUGACAGUUAUGUUCCAGGAAGCUGUGGUGAAGGAGCUCAAAUGAGGUUUUUAUUAAGUAGAGCCUUAAUGUCUGCACUGGUGCCUUUGGACCAGAUAAUAUGUCCACCCAGUCACACAGGUUGUUGAUGGUCAAGAAGCUACAGCUGUGUAUUACUGUUCUACCUCUUCCUCGAAAGGCCUAUACAGAUUAACUCUGGGUUUGUUGUCAUACAGUCAUCGAAUGUUUAGUUUGUUAUAUCUAUAAGAUGCUAAAUACAUGUUAAUGAUUAUACAUACAAGUAUAUUCAAAAGUCGGAAUUUAUUCUUUCUACUGACGGAUGUAUAGCUAGAAUUAUCUUGGAUUGGGAAUCAUUUCUUAUUUUCUUAGAUUCUUUCAAUAAAACUGUUGGUAAACAAAACCACAUCUCCCUUCUAUGGAUAAAAUCUGUGUGCCU